UAUUCGGCUCCUUUCAGUCCUUUCCUUUCAACUCAUCCAUGAACCUCCCCUGUAGGGGGUGUAUUUGCCCUACAAAUGCCCAAAUAGCCAGUGUAUGGGCCCCACACCCUGAGAGUGCACCCUGGGGAGACAGUGGCUCUCAUGGUACAGAGACAAAGUUGUGUGAAGUCUCAGAGACGCCCCUGUCUCGUGUUUCUGCAAUCUGAUCAGCAGCGCCCCCCCCGGGCUCAGUCGCACCCUACAGCCUGCCUGCCGGCUCCGUCCCACGCAGCUCCUGGGGCACAAGCGAGCGGCGCAGGGAGUCGGGCAGCACUAAGGGAGUUGCUCAUUUGAUGGGAUUCCUGUGAGGACAGCCUGGGACUCGCUGGAUCCAGAGCAAGAUGGCCGACGCAGCAGAGAGCAGGGACUCGGAGAAUAACUGGGUGAUCACUAAUAAUGAGGGCUUCCCAGUGGAGACUGUAGGAGCCGCCCAAACAGUGACCCCGCAAGCCCAACAGGAGGAGGGGCUUAGGUCCGCAGCCUCCGAUGCUUGCAGAGACCAGGGAGUUGCAGAACCAGAUGGGUCGGCAGGUUCCAAAGGCAGCGAGGAGACUCCCCUACCUCAGCCUGCUGAUACCCCCACCAAAGAGGAGCAGUUGGUCAUCCCCCCCGAGGUGCCCGAAAUACCUGCCCCCGACCCGGAACCGCUGCCCUGCAAGCCCAGCUUAGAACUGCCUCGGAGAGUGGAGAGUUUCCUUGCCAGGCUAAGCCAUUACAUCCCGGGCACCAUGGGCGGAUUGAGGAGCUGGGGGCGGCACUCCGAGAGUGCACCAGACGAGGAACUGGAGGAGGUGAGCUGCUCUAGCAGCGAGGAAGACGUGGAGGGGCUCCGGAAACGUGCAGUGCGGGGGGGGCCCGCGCCCGUCACCCUUGGGCCCACUGGUGCCAGAGAGACAGCAGAGCAAGAGACAGACCUGGCAUUCAGCUUGACUCUCAACAAGUGCAUCAUUGCUGCCGUGGCGCUGAUUGGCCUCGGCUUCCUGCUCUUCUCAGGUGGGGGACUCAUCAGUGAGGAAGAGCCCUAUGAGAACAUUCAGCUGCGCAGUGUGAGCGGGGGGGACACACAGGCCCAGGCCAUUGUAGCCAUACAGGAGUGGAUGAACCAACACGCAGCAGAUUUCACCGGGGAUCCCGGGAACUUACAGGUGAUGAACAGCCUUCUGGACAAAGUGGCCAAGGAAAACCAGGAAAUCCGGCUUCUGCAGGCCGCACUGCAGGCCCAGAAAGAAGAACUGGAAGCAAUGUUAAAUGUCAGCGAAGGCGAAAGGGCAACCGCCGCUCCUCUACAUCACGACUUGAAGCAAGAGAACGUGAGGCUGAAGGAGGCCCUGCUGAAGGAAGAGACAGGCCACCUCUCUGCCCAAGAGGAACUGCAGGCCCUGAGAGAGAAGAUGGAGGCCAUGGAAGGGAGUACGGUGGGGAAGGAGGCUCUAACGACAGAGAACUCAAAGCUGAAAGAAGAGCUGGCCUCCUCCCAACAGCAGAUCGGAGGCUUUCUCUCUCAGAAGGAGACCCUGGUGGCAGAGUCACAGAUGCUCCGCCAAGAACUAGACAAGCAGAGACUCUUGGUGGCCUCCAUCAGACAAGACCUGGAGAACCUGAACACCCAGAUGGCAAGUUCUCAACCCGAGGAUGAGCAGCAACUGCACGGAAAGAUCUCCGACAUGAGCAGCCGCCUGGCCCUGGAGCUCCAACGGUCGGAGACUUGGGAGAAGAAGUACGACGAGCAUUCCCAGAGGAGGAAGCAACAAGUCAAAGAUGAGAGGAGAGAGCAGGGCCAUAAAGAGUGGAAGAAGGGGGAAAAAUUACGGAGGCCUGAGGCGUCCAAUGGGGAGUUCAGCAAACCCACACAUGACUCUAAGCACUGGAAAGAUCAGGGCAGGGAGUCUCAGCAUGAAGAGUGGAAGAGGAAGAAGAUUGAAGAGCAAGAGCAUAGGAGGGAGGAGAAGAAAUACCGGCCAUGGGAGAGAGAGCAGCGGGGCAAACAGAGAGACCCCCAACAGCACCCCCACGACACCUCCGAGAGGGAAUGGAAGGAAAAGCAUCACCGGCAUCAGGAAGAGACAGGGGGCAGUUUCCACCCUCGCAAAGGCCAGAAAGACUACAAGAGCCUCAAGGAGGAGGAGAACAGCCAACGACGAGAGCAAGAAGAGCGGUCACAUGGGAAGGACUCUCACCACCGGCACCACGACCACAACAAAUUCUGGAAGAAGAUGUCGGAUCACCAGUACCGGAUCCCCGAAGGCUGCUCGGGGGUGGAAGAGUGUGCCAGGAAGGACGGCAUCGAUCUCUUCAACGUAGAACUGAAACCAGUGCAGAGGCAGCAGCUGGAAGAGGUGCUCCAGAGCUACCUGGCCAAGGUGGGUCUCUCCAAGGCCCUCCCAGAGCUCCUCCCACUUCUGGACGGCUUCUUCGAUGGGCCGCUAUUCUCCCACCACAAGAUCCGCUUUCGGGACUUCGUGGACGACAUGGAAGAUUUCCUGGAGGACUUGGCGAGGAAGGAGACUGGGGACGACGAUAUCGUCGAUGACUUUGAGAGAUACGUCUACGCCAGCUUCUUCGGAGAUGCCGCUCUGAGCAAGAAGAGAUCGGCUGCCAAAGAUCCCAAGAAGAACCGCCCCGAAGCUGAAAAUAACCCCAAACCCCACCAUAAAGGGCAAGAGAGACGUGAGGGGGAACACAAGCGGAGGCCGCCCAAAUCCGCGUAUCCCGAGGGGGAAGCCCACCACAAGUACCACAAAGACCACCAGAAGCCCGGAGAACAGUUCCACUAUGAUAAAAACCAAUCAGGCAAAGCUCGUUAUGGGGGCAACAAGGAACCUUAUCCUCAUGGGAACAAAGGCCACGGGGGAUCCACUGACGAGGGGCACAAACCCCACUAUGAGAAGCAAGUUCACCCCCCCGAUUAUUCCCACAAGGACUAUAAACAUGGGGAGAAGGAGGGGUGGCACCAUGAGAAGUACCCCAAGGGUGAUAAACCGGCGUGGAGCCAGGGCAAAGACUAUGGGCACAAAGACCACUCCUACCCACACAAGCAGUACCACCAUUAUGAGAAGCACGGGGAGCGAGCCCAGCAGCACCCCCAAAGCCAUAAGCCGUGGAAAGAGCACGGCCCCCCUCCUGCCCCGUACUACAGGCAGGGGGAAUGGUCUGGCCGCAGGCAGGAGGACCCCCCCCGGGGCAAGGAUGGGCGGUACCACGACAAGCACCACGAGCACUGGAGGGAUGAGAAGCAGCACGGCAGGGAGGGAUAGGGCGCGGCUGGUUAAAGGGCAAGCUAUACCUUAGGGUGGGGGGCCCCACAGCAGCGCUUUGUGCCUCUCUCUCUGGACUUUAGGGAGGGAGCUCACACGUGGGGCACCCACUGCCCGACCCCUUGUGCCUUAGCCGCCAUUCCUUCUAUGGGAAUAAACCACUAACUAAUAGGGGGGACCUUCUGUACAGCCCUGGCACAGGGUAGGUGCCCUAAUACGGCUGGAACACUGGGUGGGGGUCAACUCCAUUGUCAGAAUGUAGGGGGGGUGCUGCCCUCCUGUGUGCCCAAUGGUGCCACUUCCUUCUCCCCCUAAACCUUUAGUCCCUCCCCCAGUGCCUUUAUAUUGGUAUUGUGCCAGCCAAUCACAAUCAGCUGUGUCUUUAUACCCAUGAUGGUGUUACCCCUGUGUAAUGUAUAAUAAUGUGCCCCCCCCGGUGGUCUGUUCCACCAUGGGAAACCCUGUAGGGCCCCGGGGCCCGCUGUCUCCGGAGCAAGAGGAAAAGCACUUCCAUUUAAUAGAUUGGGAAUGUCAGGUAGGGCCCCUGGGCACAUUGUGGGCGGGACAAGCGGGGGCCACUUAUUGGUGGGAGGCGGGACAUGUAACGUGUGCAUUUGUGUUAUAGUUAUACUGCCGGGUACCGCUUUGUGCCAACCCUGUGCCCAUCUGCCCCCUGUCUGCAGCGCCGGGGGCAUCUCUCCCUGAGUGUCGUGUUACUGAUUUCCUUUAACCCCCAGCGCUGGGAUACUGCCCCCCGGCAGGGCAAUUAAUAAAGUAGCGACGAAUUGAGUGUGGA
Molecule: messenger RNA, 4089 nt
Organism: Xenopus tropicalis (tropical clawed frog)
Lineage: Eukaryota; Metazoa; Chordata; Amphibia; Anura; Pipidae
Gene: pbxip1
Product: PBX homeobox interacting protein 1
Exons: 13
Coding region: 381-3293 (970 amino acids)
Source: RefSeq, a predicted model, not a curated record